CAUUGUCGGUCAAGGAACGUUGUUCGUAGAUAGAUUGCGAUUCAGAUUCGGAUUCGGGCGGGGAUGCACGUACAACGACAAAUCGAAUUUGCGGGGGUUCCACUUGUAGUCCUCGUUAUCCAAGCGUAUCGUUCUGAAUAUUUCCAUCAUCGUCGUAGUCACAUUCUUGUGGGAGGGCGAUUUUGGAGAUUUCACUGUAAAUCAAAAUUUAUGGUACUGUUUUUGGCGUGAACUUUUCGAACGAACAGCAACAGCAUACCGUCUCUCCUUGUCCUCCCAGUCAACCCCUGGAUCAUCCACUACCUACCCACCACAGAAUUUUUUAAACUGCGCAGCUUGCGUUAAAAAUAGAAGUUUAUACAAGAUCGAUUUUUGGUUUGUCGUCUAAAUUGCUAAGGAAAUAAAAUCAGAUCCAAAAAGCACGCUCCUAUCAGACAGUCAGUCUGCUUCCACCCCAGUUGGCAUCAUGUCUCUCCGUCGCUCGGCGUCAAUUCCGGCGGAGCUCUGGCCGCGGUACAAGUUUUUUUCCGACCCGACCACGCAAAGCCGACUAGAUGCGGACCCAAAGAGGCUGGCACACAUCCAGAAAGACCCCAGCACAAUAAAGUGGGAAAGACCCUCCAGUCUGGUGGAAGACGCGAGCUGGGACAAGUACAGCAUUUUUUUCAUCUAGGCGCUUCUAGCCCUGGUGUAUUUUUCACCGCCUGGCUACCUAGGGAGACAAAAUGACAGUAAAUUACCUUUCGUCUCCGACCAAGACCAAUACUUGCGAAAAUUGAUGUAGUAGUGGAAGAAUAUCACUUUGGUAGAAGGAGGAUUCAUCUCCAGGACGAGCUAGUACGCGCUCGCGCUUUAUACUCUGAAAGGUCGGAUGGACUUCUGUAAAACCGAAAGAAAAAAAACCCUUAGGUACUACUUUUUCUCGGACCCGUCAAUCGGAAGCUCCGUGCACACCACCGCGAGAAAAGGGCGCAGUCGAGUUGCGGCAAACGGGCCAAAUACCUUCGGACCGCAAUUUGUGAGCAAGUUUACGCCCCCUCUGGAUACCAGCAAAAAGUACAUUUUUUUUUGUUGCAUAAAGGACUGAUAGAUCUGUUGAUGUAAAGCUGUCGCCUCGACAUCGACCGCGACACUGCGGGGCGAAGUUCAUCUUGAGAAAGAGUCACGAUGGUCAUGGUGUCAAGCAUGUUUCGAUCUCAGGAUCAGUUGUAUGCGAAAGAAAUUAAGUAGCCCUCGGAUUUAUUUCUCCAUCACAAUACUACAUUUUUCACCACAGGCUGGCAGCAACAACGCACGAUGCGACAUACAAGGACCUGAUGCCGCGCGUGAUUGAGGAGAAGGCACCCGAGAAGAGUAUUUGCCCCCACAUCUUUCCCCAUGGCCACGUUACGAUCGACAAGCUGUUCGCCAACCCGCGGCCGCAGGGACCGUCCGGCCGGGCCAUGAUCAUCUGAAAAUCUCCGUCGCGGUUUUUUUUGUAACGUUUUAUGAAUGUUUCUUUCUCGGUCGUCCAGAUGUCUCUUUCUCAUUUAAGUGACCUAAUGCGCCACGGUGAUGUAGAUGAAAAGGACUGACUCAACAGUAUAGUAACGCCUACGGUAGUACUUCUUUGGAAGGCCGUAGUGCCAAUCAUACGACAAAAUUGGCUCGAAGAAGUAGAAUACGUACUACAGUAGCAGAGUAGAAUAACUCAUUCAUUGUACACUAGGAAUCCUAAAGCUUGCACAGGACUAUUGGAUUAACUUACUUUGAUUGUCAGUAGCAUUACUUGAUGCAUCCAGUAUCGUAAUGUACAACAAGAGGAAGCAACUGCUGGCCACCGGCGCACAGGAAUAUUGGAUAAACUUUGUUCUCGGCUGCCCAGCGGAGAGAGGGACGACCACGACCGCGAUCUCUUUCGCCGCAACUACGCUUAUGUCGGAGAACGUGACACGAUAGAAACUUGAUGUCCUAUUGUGCUUUUGCCAUUGAUUUGUACUCUCCAUAAUUUCCUCGUCCUGCACCAAAAGACGCUACGUACUGCGAGCCCCUUUUCUUUCACCAGUUUCUGACAGUUAUCAUGCGCUUUUUGUUUACCAUUUCUAGUUACCUCCCCAUCGAUGCUAUGCUCGGGCACCCAACACAAAUUGACAGUGCUCAUCCUUCGUUGGAAGGACAGUACACGAUAGGCUAGUACCCAGGUGUGAAUACAUAGGAGCUAUCAUCAAUCUAUUUUAUCAUGAUGCGAUCAAAUCAUGAUCAAGAUCGUUCCAUUUUUUUCUGGGGUCAAGCUGCCCCGUGUUCUUCAC
Messenger RNA from Amoebophrya sp. A120, 2288 nucleotides. The record is from the annotation of a GenBank genome assembly. Lineage: Eukaryota; Dinophyceae; Syndiniales; Amoebophryaceae.